Messenger RNA from Mytilinidion resinicola, 1149 nucleotides. RefSeq lists its product as uncharacterized. Bases 44 to 841 code for a protein of 265 amino acids. NCBI's taxonomy places the organism in Eukaryota, Fungi, Ascomycota, Dothideomycetes, Mytilinidiales, Mytilinidiaceae. The record is from RefSeq and is a predicted model, not a curated record. The transcript has a single exon.
CCAUCCAUCCCGUUCAUGCUACCCUCUAGCAAGAUCCUACGAUAUGAAUUUAGUAGAGGCUUCAAAUGUUUUUCCUUCAUCACUGCUCCUCUCCCUCCCUGCUGAGCUACGCCUCUGCAUCUACGAAUUCGCGUUCAUUCCCACGCACUAUCGAGGCCCAGAGCUCCCUGACCCCUCCGACAAAGCCUCCCUACGCCUGUCACUGCUUCUCACAUGCCGUCAAAUCAAAGCAGAAGCAUGGGCAGUUGCCUACUCGCGAACAUCCUUCCACAUUUCCAACCUAGUCGAGCCCCUCCUAGAUCGCAUCUUUCUACUCCGCGAACCGCUUCGAGUUAAUCUCCGUUACGUCACCAUCACCCUCAACCUGUCUAUUGCACCCAAAAUUCUGAACUGCAUGGACCCCCGGCUCAUGGAACUGCCGUUGGAGCAGCUCACUAUCAGUAUCAGCAAGCUCCGCGCGCACCCACAGGAGAGCGCCAUCAUUAGCAGCACUGUCGAGCCCGCCUCUAUCGAAGACGUGCGAGCCUACUCGUACAUCCCCGCGAGCUCGCUCAGAUUUGAAAUCCAAAUGAAGAACUUGAAGUCGGCCAUUUGGCGCGGGCUUACGGAACCCUCUAAUGUCAAGCAAAUCACGCUUCUACACGAUGGGUGCUGCUACGGAAACAAGUUUCUUCGAUUGCAUAUGAUGCUUUGCAUUCUUAAGAAUAGCGAAGAGAAGCUUGCUAAGAGGUGGGAUAUAUCGCUUGAUCAGGCAAGGCAUGCUAUUGAUAUUGUGGCGGCUUCUACGGACUGCGGCGUAGCUGUGACAUCAGCUAAUGAUACAUUUCACGAGGUUGCUUGAUAUUGAUUGUUACAAUGGUUCUCUUUCCGUUUGGUUUCUUUGACAAGUAUUAUUUCUUUGGAGCAGCUUGUUUGGCAAGAUGCCGUCCAGGUUAGGGUAAAGAGUAUGGAGAUACCGCGGCACAGGACAAACGAACUCAGCAAUUACAAAUACUAGAGUACUAUUCUUGCUCUCUAUUGCUACUUUUCUAGAUCUUUGUUCGUAAUCAUUGAGCUCCUUCUAUGCCUCCUUCAUAGCUUCUCUAUGGAUGGUUCUCUUCGAGAUCCCGGUUAUAAUCAUGGCAAUAAACCUCGUUAAAUGAGCUCAUC